CUGUCGAAAAUGGGGAAGAUCAUAUUCUAUGAAAACAAGAAUUUUGAGGGUCAUCAGUAUGAAUGCAGUGGGGAUUGUGCAGAUAUGCUCUGCUAUCUUGGCUGCUGUAACUCCAUCAUAGUGGAGAGUGGAUGCUUUAUGAUCUAUGAACAACCACAUUACAAAGGCCAGCCAUUCUUGGUCCGUAAAGGGGAGUACCCAAACUUUGAAAGUUGGUUAGGCAAAAAUGACUGUGUCUGCUCCUGCCGUGAAAUUCCCAUGACACAGGGAUCUUCUCAUGAGGUGAAACUGUUUGAGAGAAUGGAGUAUGGAGGUCAAAUGAUGGCUCUAGUGGAGGACUGUCCAAAUGUCAUGAACAUGUUCCAGACAAACCACAUAUUCUCCUGCAAGGUGAUUGGUGGAAACUGGCUCUUCUUUGAACAGUCCAACUACAAAGGCAGGAUGUACCUCAUAAGGCCUGGAGAAUACACAAGAUUCACUGAAUGGGGAGGCUCGAAUGCCUGUGUGGGUUCCAUCAAACGAAUCAACGAAAACUAGAACUAACAUUCAUGCAGGCUGCUUAGCAGUCAGACUGAAGCUUCUGCAAGCAGGACGGGAUGGGGCAUUUUGAUGAAUAUGGAAAAACUGCACCAGGGCCAAGCCAAACAUAAUCAGAUUGUUUCAUACCCCCCCGAUUCUACCCCCUAUUACUUUCUCCCCGGGCUAGAUUUAUUUGAAUGACAAUACUUUAUGCUGUGCAAUCAGAGAGCAGC
Carassius auratus (goldfish) is the source of this 752-nucleotide messenger RNA. Its product is annotated as gamma-crystallin S-1-like. Gene Ontology annotation, biological process: lens development in camera-type eye; visual perception. Gene Ontology annotation, molecular function: structural constituent of eye lens. The coding region runs from base 10 to 537 and encodes 175 amino acids. The record is from RefSeq and is a predicted model, not a curated record. The transcript has 4 exons. Lineage: Eukaryota; Metazoa; Chordata; Actinopteri; Cypriniformes; Cyprinidae.